Brassica rapa (field mustard) is the source of this 5004-nucleotide messenger RNA. RefSeq names its product GATA transcription factor 27. Gene Ontology annotation, biological process: regulation of DNA-templated transcription. Lineage: Eukaryota; Viridiplantae; Streptophyta; Magnoliopsida; Brassicales; Brassicaceae. Gene Ontology annotation, molecular function: sequence-specific DNA binding; zinc ion binding. The record is from RefSeq and is a predicted model, not a curated record.
GAAACUUUUGUUACCUAAUAUUUUUUUCUCUUGAGAAAUUUGUGAUGGCGCGUGAAGGUGUCAUCAAUUAACCUAAUAAACUGAUACUUCAUACUCAUACAUCUCAUCGUAACAUGUUAUAAGUUCAUUUUAGCAAAAAAAAAAAAAAAAAAAAACAUGUUAUAAGUUCACCAAACCUCAACAUUAUGUGGAUCUCGAUCAUGGAUGACUGCAUGUUCAAUUUUUAAAAGUUUAUAUGUAUAUAGCUAACUUAGUGGGAAUAGUAUAACACGCGUAGACACGCAGUAAUGUACCCAAAUUAGUUCACUAAUCACAUUCACGAAACUAAAGAAGUGGGACCCAUCACUUAAAAAUACUUUAACCUAAUCAAACGGUGAAGAAAAGAGUUUUGUCCAUGAUCGUCGUCCUCAUUACGGCCGGUGACUCCAAUAAACCAUUUUUGUUUGAUAUUCAAAAAUCUAUUAAUAAAACUGUAGAUAUAAUUCACCAAACGUCAUGCCAUCACAUACUUUCAAAUAAGUUAAAACCUAAUCUUAUAGCCAAGUCUUAUCUUUAUAUUAAAAAGACAAUUAUUUACAUCAAUAUCUACACUUUUAUUUUACCAAAAAAUAUCUACACUUUUAUUUUUACUAAAAAAAAUAUCUACACUUUUUAAUUUAAAAGUGAAAAGAACAAACCUUGUUGAUUUCAUCUUUCCUUUCCAACUCUUUCUUUAUUGGUUUAACACUUGGAGAUGACAUUUUAUUAAGAAAAAAGUUGGUUUGUGACAAAAGAUCAACUAAAAUAUAUUACAUAAUGUAAAUCAGAGAAAUGAGACUAAGUUGUAGUUUAAUUGACAAUUAACAGAAUUAUCUUUCAAUAUAAUAAUGUUGUAGACAUUGUACUAUUUGUUUUACAUCAAUUGUACUAUAAACAUUCAUAGAAUAGGGUAUUUUAAUAAUAGGAAACUGUAAUCUCAGUAAUUGGUAUUUUUAUUCAGUGUAAUAUUACACGGUUCCAUAAUCUUAUCAAUAUUUUAUUAUAUUUUUCUGAUGACUAAUAUAACUGUCGUCAUUAAUAAAUAUUAAUUAUCUUCGUUGGAAUCAAAGGAAAAAACAAAUAAGAAGAAAAGUCUAUAGUCAGCAAGCAGGAACCAUGAGGCAUAACAAGCAAUGAUAUUCCUCCAGCCCCAUCGUCACUUUCUUACCAUUGGAGGUUUCUCUAUGAAUAAUUGAGUUUAGAUCAAUUAUUUUAAUUUGUUUACAAAAGAAAUGCCUCAAUAUAUAAUCCGUUCACAGUGUUUGGUGCGUUUCAAACGCAAAAACACGUUCGAAAAUUUGUAUGUAAUUCAUAAAUUUUAUUGUUUAAUACUUUAUCAGUUAAAAUAUUCUCUAGAAAGUAUUGAGAUGUGCUCACUUAUUUUUAAUUAUUAUAAAAAGUCACAUGUAAAUAGCCUUUGGUUAGUAUUUACCACAACUACAAAAUAGAUAAAAGUAGUUAUUUGUAUUUAAAUUUAACAUGUAAACAUGUAUAGUAUAUUUGAACAAAAUCUUCCUACUUAACCAUUUACACACUGUUAAUCAAAUGGAAAUGUCCUUUUGAAUAUUUUUAACAAAAAGAGCUAAGCGAUUUAAAAUCUCUAAGUUAAGUAUACAUUAAAGUUCCACAAAGAUACUUGUUAAAAGUUUUCUUUCUUCCCUAAAUUUGCUUCAAAUGUGAUAUUCAGCAUAUCUAAAUUUAGCUUUGGGGCAGUUUCUGCUUCGUCACUUUGUAUAUCCGCACUAUUUUUUUCCGGCGCUUAAGGGAUAGAGACAGGCUAUUCAAUUUGUUUCCACUGAUUUAGCGAAGGUGUUAUCUAUUGAGUGGUGGAGCAUCAAACCUCUUUGAACCGAGGUUCGGCGUGUUGACCCAUUGUAAGGUUGUGUCUUUGCGCUCAAUGGAGGCAACAAAUUAGCUUUGUUCAUUCGUUACCAUCUCAUCUGGUGGCUGUCUGUCUACGAAUUGGUUGAUUUUUUUUGCGUUUGUGGUUUGGAAUUGCGGGUGUCUAUAUCGUCUCUGGCAGACAAAUCCAUCUCUUUGGCGGUUAAUCUCCAUUUGCAUGUCCUCCUUGCAUUCUAGUUCAAGUUUUGUUUGUGUCAUUCACGUUUGGCUUCUGAGUUGUGUCGAUUCUUUUCAUCUCUUAACCUUCGUUCCUGUGUGAUUGUGAGGCGCUAAAAAGACCAGACAUGGUUCUCCUGUUCUGGACUAGGGCGUCGUUUUGCAACCAGAUCGAAUAUGUUCGACGAGGAGACCUGGGUGUGGAUUAGUCCUUCCAGGACCACGAUGUCUGUUUGGAUGUUUUGGCAAACUGAUUUUUCUUUUCAGGAUUUAAUAAAGUUAGAUCUAGAGGUUGUCGUCUUCGUAAUCCACCUUUGUUCCAGAGUGACAAUCGUCUUUGCUCUCGACGGAUGGAGACAGUCGGUCAUUGUUCCAUGCAUCGUGGGUUCUCCUUCAAGUUUGUUUCACUCUCCAUCUUUGACCUCCAAUGCUUAAAGCGCUGAUGUCAAUUUUGGUUGCAAGUUUGAAGAGAUCUUUAUGAUCUAGCUAUAUCGGUUAUGUCAUGUGAGUUACCAACAACCGAGGUGAGCACCACGUUUCAAUGAUUAACAUCAAUGGUAGAGAACAAAAAGUGAUACUCUAAGAAUUAUGGAACAGUUUAGUGGUUGAGCGAAACUAGACUUACGAAAUUUGAAUUAAUUUUGUUUGUUCGAUUUAAGUUUAUGGUCAACAUUUGAAUUCCCGAUCAGAAGUAAAUGUUAAAAAAGUAUACAUUAAUAUUUUUUUUAAUAGAUAUGAAAAUGUAAGUAAAUAGAAGAGGACGCUGAAACAUUAACUUUCAUUAUACAAAAAAAAAAUAGCCAUAGCCUCCUCACCACUUUCUCUUUCUCUAGCCUCACCACUUUCUCUCUCUCUUUCCCAUUUUCACAGCCAUUUGUUAGAUUCCUCUCUCCCUCUCUCUCUCUUCUUUUUCUAUUGGGUUGUUUAUUAGAGACUGAUUAGCUCAAAGGAACCCAAAAGAGAAUUCUUCCCUUGUCUUCCAUUUUUUUCUAAAUUUUCUGGGCUCUUAUUGUUUUCCCCUCCGGCCAAUUUUCUAAGAAGAAGACUUUUGAGUUUCUGGGUUUUUCCUUCGCAGUGAAGCUUCUCAAUACCCAUAGAACCUAUAUACUGAAGCAAAUUACUGAACCUCUAAUACUUGGUGAUAUUAUAAGCUAUCUAUCAUCUCUAUAUUAAUAACUUUUUGUAAAAAAAAAAAGAUAAAAGAAGAGAUGGGGAAGCAAGGGCCUUGCUAUCACUGUGGAGUUACAAGCACACCUCUCUGGCGAAACGGGCCACCGGAGAAGCCGGUACUGUGCAAUGCGUGUGGCUCCAGAUGGAGAACGAAGGGAUCACUAGUUAACUACACGCCACUUCAUGCUCGUGCUGAAGGUGAUGAGGUUGAGAUUGAAGAUCGAAGAGGUGGUCAAAAGAUGAUGAUGAUUAAUGGAAUGUCUAUGAACAGAAAGAGGAAACCAUACCAAGAAAGCUUCACGGUUAAGAGAACCAGCUUGGAGUUCAGUAACGGUUUCAAGAAGAGGGCUUUAGAGGAAGAAGCUAGCAACAAUAGGUCGAGUUCAGGGUCUGUUGUAUCGAACUCAGAGAGCUGUGAUCAGUCCAACGCGUGGGAAACGAGUUUUGCUGCUUGUAAGAAGAGGACGUGUGUGGGGCGUCCGAAGGCUGCUGCUUCUUCUUCUGUUGAGAAGCUCACAAAGGAUCUCUUUAGUAUUCUACAGGAACAGCAGUCUUCUUGUUGUGUCUCUGGUACUUCGGAGGAAGAGUUGCUGUUUGAGAAUGAGUCACCGAUGGUGAUAGGACAUGGGAGUGUUCUUUUGAGAGAUCCUCGUGAGGACUCUGAAGCUAGCUCGCUCUUGGUUGAGAGCAGCAAGUCCUCAUCAAUACAUUCUCAUAACUUUGGUGGAAAGGCUAUAAAACAGGAGCAACUCAAGAGGACCAAAUCACAAGUCUUGGGGAGACAUAGUUUACCACUCUGUAACAUAGAUUUGAAGUAUGUUUUCAACUUUGAUGAGUUCAAAGAAAAAUUCACAAAGGAAGAGCAACAAACACUGAUGAAACUACUUCCUCAAGUUGAUCUUCCUGAUAGCCUCUUGAGCAUGUUUGAGAGUUCUCAGUUCAAAGAAAACUUCUCCUUGUUUCAGCAACUCGUUGCAGAUGGUGUCUUUGGUACAUCAACUUCUUCCUCUGGAUCAAAACUUGAAGAGUUUAAGACACUUGCAAAGCUUGCUUUAUCCGAUCCUGACAAAUCCCAUUUGUUGGAAAGCUAUCAGAUGCUCAAGGUUAACGAUAAAGAGAUUGAAGACUCUGUUACUACAACAUCAAGGGUCUCAAACCCGAAUACAUCAGAUAAUAAUAGUUUAGUAACCAUUAAAAAACCUUGUGAAAGCCUAAACCAUAACUUCUCAGAGACAAGGGUUGUGAUGAAGAGCCCCAAAGAAGUAAUGAAGAUUGGAUCAAAACACAUUGAAACCAAAGAGAUUAUAGAGAACAGUGUCUCUUCCUUAAACCAUAUGAGCUACGGUGGAUCUAUGGUGUGUGGUGGCUAUGAAGAUAAUGAUAACUCUGAUCAGGAUCUUCUUCUUGAUGUGCCGUCAAAUGGAUCAUUCCCUCAGGCAGAGCUUCUUCACAUGAUAUGAUAUGAAAGAAGAAGGUUUCUCAAACUCAAUUGGUAUUUCUCAGAACAAAGACUUAAAAACUCUUUAAAGAUCUCUCUCUGAUCUGAGGAGAAAACUCUUUCACCCUUUUUGACUUUUUCUGAGAAAAAAUGUGGCCAAAUGAGUUUUUCUGCAAUAGAAAUUGCUAUCAUCUGCAGAUACAUAAUAUAAAAAAAGGAAGGAUUUUUUAUGUAAGGGCACUUUUUGGCGGUCAUAUACUGUCUUCUCCUUCUUACUACUAAACUUGGAGAACAAGGAAGUUUCGUUUCCUUAUUGAAAU